This is a messenger RNA of Phyllostomus discolor (pale spear-nosed bat), 1107 nucleotides long. RefSeq names its product GTPase IMAP family member 4-like. Bases 115 to 1092 code for a protein of 325 amino acids. Gene Ontology annotation, molecular function: GTP binding. The transcript has 3 exons. The record is from RefSeq and is a predicted model, not a curated record. Lineage: Eukaryota; Metazoa; Chordata; Mammalia; Chiroptera; Phyllostomidae.
UCCUCCCCUCACUUCCUCCUCCUCCUCCUCCUUGUCCUCCCUGUCCUCACUCAGCUCAGACUUCGAAGUCACAGACGGGAGCAGGACACAGAUUUUGCAGGAACUCACACGACAAUGGCAGCUCCAUUGCACAGCCUGAGUUUCAGCAUCAGAGAACCCGGGACCAGCCAUGGGCUUGGAAACCAAGACCCCAGAGAGUCACAACUGAGACUAGUCUUAGUGGGUAAGAUCGGAGCCGGAAAAAGUGCCACAGGGAAGAGCAUCCUUGGGAAGAAAGCGUUUCAUUCCACUCUUGCAGCAAAAUCCAUCACCAAGGUCUGUGAGAAAGGGAGCUGCAUGUGGAGUGGGAGAGAAAUAGUGGUCGUGGACACACCUGGCCUUUUUGACACCGAGGUGCCAGAUGCUGACACACAGAAGGAGAUUGCUCGUUGCAUCCUCCUGACAUCCCCAGGGCCUCAUGCACUGCUCCUGGUGGUCCCACUGGGCCGGUACACAAGGGAAGAGCAAGAGGCCGCACAGAAGGUGCUGACAAUGUUUGGUCCAACAGCUAGGAGAUACAUGAUUCUCUUAUUCACCCGAAAGGAUGACUUGGACGGCGUGGAGUUCUGUGAUUACAUAAAGGAAGCCCCAAAAUUCAUUCAGGAUCUGAGGAAGGAUUUCAAGGAUCGCCACUGUUUGUUCAACAAUAAGGCAACAGGGGCUGAGCAGGAGAGGGCACAGCUGCUGGACCUGGUCCAGCACAUGGUGAUGGAGAACGAGGGGGGAUUCUACACUAACGAGAUGUACCAAAGGGCCAAGGAGGAGAUUCAGAAACACAUACGACUAGUAGGGGAGCAGUGCAGAGCUGAGCUGGAGAGGGAGAAGAAGCAGAUAAUAGAGGAGUAUGAGAAGAAAAUCAGAAACCUGGAGGAUAAACUGGAGCAGGAAAGGAGAAAGGCAGAAAUGGAGCGGGUGUUGGCAGAGAGGGAAAAGCAGUAUGUUUGCAGGCAACGAAAUGCCAGGGGUGAAGUUGAGGGUAAUAGUGGUAUACUUCAGUGCAUCGUGCAAAUAUUCAAGCUUGUCAGUCCUUUGUUACAUUUCUUCUUCAAGUAAAAUUAAGCUCAUUUA